UUGGCUUUUAGACAUAACAAUCUGUCCUGUCUGGUCUACAAAAUUGUAUAUAUUUAUUUUCCGCUUUGAAAACGUAUAGGUUAUAUAAAAAUUAAAUACAUCAAAAUUUAGCGUUGAAACACAAUGAAUUCGUCAAGUGCUUUGUUAAGCUGCAGGAUAGUGGCCUUCGGAUUUGGAAACCUGCCGGGACUACAGAUGGAGCCGGAGCCUGAGUCGGAGCCUGAGAAGCGCAUGGAUGACACGAAAUACAGCCCAGGUCGUUGGACGGAGCGGAAAUAUCAGGCCACCUGGCGGGAAGCUGUCAUCGAAGAGGCGACAAGCCAUGAGGAAGUGAAGAACUCUCACUCUCAGGAGGAGCGACCACCCUUCCGAGAACUUCGGAGAACUAUCGACCCCACAAGGCGCCUCCAGAGGAUCGCCAUUCCUGCCAACCAAUUCAUAUCCGAGUUUAUCUCCACACAAAGCAAAAACAAAAGGCGUCACCUAGAAGCUGCCGCGGAUCGAAAGGCGUUUGAUGGAUACCAACCGAUCUAAAAUUCCAAGUAAAAGUCAAGUCGUCAUACCGGCUACUCGUAGAGUUAAAGGGUAUACUAGAUUCUCUGAAAAAUAUUUAAGCGUUUCCGACCAUAUAUCUAUAUAUUCUAUAUCAGAUAUUAUAUUCUUUAAUGAGUAAUGGGAAUCUGAUAGUCGAGAAACUCCACUACAGCCUUCUUUCUUGUUUUGUUUUAAGGCCGAAUAGGAUUUUCUGUCUUGUACAACAGGAGAAACGAAAAUAAAUUAAAUUUCCAAUUAUAA
Messenger RNA from Drosophila teissieri, 795 nucleotides. RefSeq lists its product as uncharacterized. The transcript has 2 exons. The record is from RefSeq and is a predicted model, not a curated record. NCBI's taxonomy places the organism in Eukaryota, Metazoa, Arthropoda, Insecta, Diptera, Drosophilidae. Bases 124 to 534 code for a protein of 136 amino acids.